Molecule: messenger RNA, 3296 nt
Organism: Arvicanthis niloticus (Nile rat)
Lineage: Eukaryota; Metazoa; Chordata; Mammalia; Rodentia; Muridae
Gene: Gnai3
Product: G protein subunit alpha i3
Biological process (GO): G protein-coupled dopamine receptor signaling pathway; adenylate cyclase-modulating G protein-coupled receptor signaling pathway
Cellular component (GO): cytoplasm; heterotrimeric G-protein complex
Molecular function (GO): G-protein beta/gamma-subunit complex binding; G protein-coupled receptor binding; GTP binding
Source: RefSeq, a predicted model, not a curated record
GUCGUAAACAGCAGAUAUCCGGUUCUUCCGGGCUCUAGGGGAGCUGACGGAGAAGGCCACCGCCCAGCAGAAGACGCGUCUCCGCCGGUGUGUCGCGGUUCCCGCGGUGUGUGAGUGAGCCCGGGCCCGGUCCCCUCUUCUGCCGCCGCCAUGGGCUGCACGUUGAGCGCCGAGGACAAGGCGGCGGUGGAGCGGAGCAAGAUGAUCGACCGCAACUUGCGGGAGGACGGGGAGAAAGCGGCCAAAGAAGUGAAGCUGCUGCUGCUCGGUGCUGGAGAAUCUGGUAAAAGUACCAUUGUGAAACAGAUGAAAAUCAUUCAUGAGGACGGCUAUUCAGAGGACGAAUGUAAACAGUAUAAAGUAGUUGUCUACAGCAAUACUAUUCAGUCCAUCAUUGCAAUCAUAAGAGCCAUGGGACGGCUGAAGAUUGACUUUGGGGAAGCUGCCAGAGCAGAUGAUGCUCGACAGUUAUUUGUUUUAGCUGGCAGUGCUGAAGAAGGAGUCAUGACUUCAGAACUAGCAGGCGUGAUUAAACGUUUAUGGCGAGAUGGCGGGGUGCAAGCAUGUUUCAGUAGGUCCAGGGAGUAUCAGCUCAAUGAUUCUGCUUCAUAUUACCUAAAUGAUUUGGAUAGAAUAUCCCAGACCAACUACAUUCCAACUCAGCAAGAUGUUCUUCGGACCCGAGUGAAGACUACAGGCAUUGUGGAGACCCACUUCACCUUCAAGGAACUCUACUUCAAGAUGUUUGAUGUAGGUGGCCAAAGAUCCGAACGAAAAAAGUGGAUUCACUGUUUUGAGGGAGUGACAGCAAUAAUCUUUUGUGUGGCUCUCAGUGAUUACGACCUUGUUCUGGCCGAGGAUGAGGAAAUGAACCGAAUGCAUGAAAGCAUGAAAUUGUUUGACAGCAUUUGUAACAACAAGUGGUUUACAGACACUUCAAUCAUUCUCUUUCUUAAUAAGAAAGACCUUUUUGAGGAAAAAAUAAAGAGGAGUCCAUUAACAAUCUGUUAUCCCGAAUACACAGGUUCCAAUACAUAUGAAGAGGCAGCUGCUUACAUUCAAUGCCAGUUUGAAGAUCUGAACCGAAGAAAAGAUACCAAGGAGGUCUACACUCACUUCACCUGUGCCACAGACACCAAAAAUGUGCAGUUUGUUUUUGAUGCUGUUACAGAUGUCAUCAUUAAAAACAACUUAAAGGAAUGUGGGCUUUACUGAGAGGAUGGCAUAGUAAAAGCUACUACAGGGAGGAGUGUUGAGACCAGACAUCAUCUACUGUCUCUUGGGUCAGCUACAAGCAUGACAGGACCAAGGAAUGGCAGCAGCAUGCAGAUUCUUAGCACUCUUUAGCACAGUCUUCUGUAUUAGGGAAUGUUUAAUUGGCAUGAGAUGUUGAAGUCAGACAUGGAAUUGGACAACUAUAAAGGAUGACUGGGUCAUCAGGGCGUCACUUGGACUCUGUAAUCUAAUGUGUAGGGCAUAUUGAAGUCAGGUGCUGCAUUCCAGAACUUAAACAUGUAGCUUACUCUCCCCGUCUUUUUUAACAAAUCACCAGUAGUUAAUGUCUAAGAUUUUUCUCAUCAAGAGAAGAAUACUUAAAAACUCUUACUUGUUUGCAAAAGAAUCUUCUGAGGACUCAGUCUUAACUAUGCACACAAUGUAACCAGACAUUUUGAAAAUAUUCCUCUUAGUAGGAACUUUGUUUUUAACUCUUGGAAUGGUCAGGAGUAAUAUUUCCAUAAUUAUAAUUUUUCCUGGUUAUUGGGACUAUAUUAGUAGAGCUUUUUGGAAUGAAAUCUAUGUUACUGUCAUGUUUAAAGUACCACGAUGGUUUCUAAACAGCAUUCACUUUGGAGAGUUCUACAUUAAGAUUCCAGCUCUCAUUUCUUUACUUUUACAGUUGGAAGUUAACCUUGUUUGUGCUGAUUACCAAAUUACUAGGUGAAUACUGAUGAAAAUGACAAACUGCUUUUUGGAUACAGACACACACAGGAUAGUUGUCAAUUAGAGAUGCAGACUGCUAAAUUGAGAACCAAUGACUUGCUGCUACAGAUUACUAAAUGACCACAUUGAUUCUUGCCUGUUUGUCUCAGUCAUGGGGAGGUUUUGUAUAAGGUGCCCCUUGUUUUCCAUCUUUGUGGCCUUUUUUGUUAGGAGACAUCUGAAAGUGUAUUUACAGUGCAUGCUUUUCCUUUGUAAAUGUGGUGCCAAAUCCCUGUUCGCCAUCAUUUUUACUGUAGCAAUGUUAACUGUAGUAGUCGUCCUUACUAUGUUCUUUUCUAAAACUUGCAUUUUGGGACUUUUUCCACUUUGUCAUAUGUACAGAUUUUAAUCUGUUACAGUUGGCAGCAGUAUUAAAAUGGUGAGUAAAGAGUCUAGGAUUGCUCCUGUUUGUAACUAGUCCUUUCUGGAAAUCCUGUCUUCUGUUUCUUUUUGCCCCUGCUGAGUGUUGAUUGACUUUUGUCUGAGAGUGGGUUUAGGUAGAAAAGUGUCUUUGAAAGCCUAGUUCCUUGAUAUAAUAGUAUUAUCACCUCUAGGGCUGAGGGCUUUAUGUCCAGUCUGUGUGGAAGUGAUACAGGUCAGAAUCUAGCUUCCGAUAUGUACAGUUUGCUUGUGCUGAGAGCCACAGUCCUUUUGUACAAUCUAUGUCAAAUGUCAUUAAACACUGAGUGGACCACUGAGGGACGGCAAACAGAAUGCGUUUUGAGCAUUUCAGAUCAGUAGUUUGAUCAGUGCCUUUUGAGGUCCAGUCUUUCUGGAUUGGAUCCGUUCAUCUUUUGAUGUUACCUCCUACACAUUUGAAAGAAGGUUGGUGGUCAGAACUGCUUUGGAAAGCAAGCCACAGUGAUCAGUGCCUUUGUUGGCAGCUUUUACAAUUUUUAAUUCUUACAUGUUUUGCAAAAUCAUUAUUAUGCAGACAGUAUAACUGUUAUCUUACAAAUAUUUCCUUAGGGCUAAGAAAAUGUCACUUGAAAGAAAGAAAAGUAUUGAUUUCAAUCAGCGAUUGACUCAAUUCCCACAAUGUAGAGGUUAAUAAGUCUUACUCUGAAUUUAUCUUUCCUUUGUUGUAUUCUGUAAUAUAAGAACAUCUGGGAAUGCAAACUUAGUGAAAUAUUGUUUUCAUAAUUUUUCUAUACUUUGGGUUUAAUAAAAUGGUGUUGAUAAUCUAAAAUAAUAGAUAAUCCAAAUUUAAUUUUACUUCAGAAUGCAUUUUGUAUUUUCAUUUGAAUCUGUCUAUUUUUAAAACCUUUCUGUUAAUUAAAAAUAGAAAUUCUUCACUUCCUUGCCUCUACACACCA